This is a messenger RNA of Cuscuta epithymum, 1262 nucleotides long. The record is from the annotation of a GenBank genome assembly. NCBI's taxonomy places the organism in Eukaryota, Viridiplantae, Streptophyta, Magnoliopsida, Solanales, Convolvulaceae.
AUCCAACUGAAAACUUGUCACAAAGUAUGCUACUAUUCAUUACGACUCUUUCUUCCUCGGCAGAUGUUUCCAUCUCUUCAUCAACUUUUUUGUCAACUUCCCCAUCAGCCUGCUGCAUUGGCGAAGGAGGGCAGACUAAACAUGUUGUAUUGUCUCGAGUCCUCUCGACCAGUGCCAUCAAAGGUUCUUCACUCUCUUCCUCAUCACCAGUUUCCUCACCUCUCGGAAACCGAACAUCAUAUUCCUCUAUUAUAUGGUAAAUUUGAGAUAGAGUACAUGGUCUGAUAUUGAUGAUGUUCAAAUUUCAGCUUUUGAUAUAUUAAAAGCGCAACUUUGACAUCUUUCUACACAUUGAUCAAUAAUUUCUCUAGUCUAAUUACUUCAACAACAAUAUGUUCUAAAUAAUCAAAAACCUUAAACUUAGAUGCCAAAGUUAGGAGCAUCACACGUGCAGCACCCUUUCCACCUCCUCUUGAUCUUAGAAACUCAAGCACCUCAAAAUUGGUGAGUGUACCUGCAUUUGCUUCAAGUAUCUUCAUCACCUGAAAGCAGAAAACUUGCAUUUGCAGAUGCAUUUGCUUUAAGUACUCUGACACUACUAAACUUUUUUUAUAUUUAUUCUUCAAAUCCAAUUAUCAAUAAGAAAAAUCUAAUGCCUAGGGGGUUGACCCGAUUCAGGGAGAUACGGAAGGUUAGAAGUGAAAUUGAGAGAAGCGCACUGCCAAUGAGCCAGAUCUGCCACAAGGUUAGAAGUGAAACUGAGAGAAGCACACUGCCACACAGAAGGGGGGCGCAGCUACGGCAUGCGGGGUUGCGGCGGCGUGCGGGGAUCAGCGGCGUGCAGGAAUCAACGACGUGUGGAGAUCAGCGGCGUGCAGGGAUGCUGGAAUGCGACUGGCCGAUUGCGACCUUGCGUCUUUGGCUCGUUGCGACUCACCGAAGUGCUGAAUAGAUUCGCUGGUUUGGGUUACGAGGAGUUCUUCCGGUGGUCUAUUUGUGAAAUGAAAAGUCUAUUUUUGAAAAGAUUAUUGAACAGUAACAAAUCUGAUAUAAUUUUUGCUUUUUGAUCUAUUUGUGAUAAAUUCCCUAAAAAUAACAAUAAUAUAUAAUAGGAAGGCACCUAACAAUAGGAACCAUCUAAAACUUAGUGGGCCAUCUUAUUAAUUAUAUGAGCCCAAUAUAAUGUAAAAUAAAUUUGUAUAAGUUGAUUGGGUUAAUAUAAGAGUAGUUAUUGUGCAACCCAAAUACUAUUUUGUCCCAAC